GGCUAACGCCGGACACCGCCAAGAUCAGAUUGUGAGUUGCAGCAGUACGGCGAGGCUAGCGGAGAGCGGAGAGAGAGCAAGGCUAACAAAAAAAACUGCUAACUGGUGAGGCGCUCCGGGGUCUGAUUAGUGAUAAAUAGACGGAGCUUUUCUUUUCAGCCUGAAGCUUUACUUCCCCGGUCCUCUGGGAUCAUGGCUAAAGAUGCUGGUCUGAUUGAAACAAAUGGUGAGCUGAAGGUUUUCAUUGAUCAGAAUUUGAGCCCCAGUAAAGGUGUCCUGUCUUUGGUUACUGUUCAGCCCACCGCGCUUCCUUUGGCUAAACAGCUACUGCCCAAAACCCUUGGGCCGUCCAACGUGAACAUUGCUCCACACAUGCAACACGUGCCACACAUGGUUAUUGGAACACCUCAGAGACCCACUGUUUCCAAUACCAUACUGGUAAACAGCCCACAUACACCCAGCUCGCAGUUCCUUACUCAGAGCCAACCACCAGAUGCCUCUCCAUGGUCAUCAGGGAAGCGUGGUAAAAAAGGGGAAAAGAAUGGGAAGGGCUUGAGGCAUUUCUCAAUGAAGGUGUGCGAGAAAGUGCAGAAGAAAGGAGUCACCACCUACAAUGAAGUGGCAGAUGAACUGGUUGCAGAAUUCAGCUCCACAGACAACCACAUGUCACCCAAUGACUCACAUGUGUAUGACCAGAAGAACAUUCGGCGGCGUGUAUACGAUGCACUCAACGUGCUCAUGGCCAUGAACAUUAUCUCUAAAGAGAAGAAAGAAAUCAAAUGGAUUGGCCUGCCUACCAACUCUGCACAGGAGUGCCAAAACCUAGAGGUGGAGAGACAAAGGCGGCUGGAAAGAAUUAAGCAGAAACAGUCACAACUUCAAGAGCUGAUAUUGCAGCAAAUAGCCUUUAAGAACUUGGUGCAGCGGAACAGACAGACAGAGCAGCAGACAAACAGACCCCCUCCACCCAACUCUGUCAUCCACCUCCCCUUCAUCAUUGUCAACACCAGCAAGAAGACGGUCAUUGACUGUAGCAUCUCCAAUGACAAGUUUGAGUAUUUGUUCAACUUCGACAGCAUGUUUGAGAUCCACGAUGACAUCGAGGUGCUGAAACGUAUGGGCAUGGCGUGUGGUUUGGAGGUGGGAAAAUGUUCUCCAGAGGAUCUGAAGGUGGCACGCAGCCUGGUGCCCAAAGCCCUGGAGCCCUACGUCACAGAGAUGGCAAAGGGUCCCAUCAGUAAUGUCUACAUCACUGGAGGGUCCUCUGCUAAUGGAGCCCGUUACCCUGCGAGCAGUGAUAGUGGUGCUGAUGGUACCAUGGCUUCCAGUUCUAACGACUCUCACUACAGCGGGUCUCGUGUGGAGACUCCAGUGUCUUACAUGGGGGAUGACGAUGAGGAGGACGACUACGAUGAAAAUGACGACGAAGACUAACCUGCCUCUCAGCGCCUCGCCUCUCCAACAAGCACAGUCCUUCAAACCACCGUCACCAAUGGGGUUUUAGUCCCCUUUCCUGUGUGCUCCUUGAAACCUUUGUCCUCUUUCCCCUACUUGUAUUUCUCUCAGUCUGGCUUUCUCAGGGGUGUAGAUGAAUAUUGAGAGUAACAAAGGUGCCUGUUGCACCCUCGCUUUUCUGCUCCUGAAUCAGAUGUGCACCUGCACCACAGCUCUGGGGGAACUGUAGUUUAUGGCCUGGGCACCAUGCUGUGAAGUCUUUGUAUGUCUAAUCCACUUCUCAAUAAGCCAUCCCACUGAACAAUAAAGCAGAAACCCUCUGUACAACCCACUGCUGUUGGAGAAUGUAUAGUGUACUGUGUGUGAAAUAGUUAUCCCUAUUAUGUUACGAUUGCAUUUGGCAGACCUUAUGAUACAGUGUUCCAAGAUGGCCAAAGUGUCUGCUGUGACAUGCUCUGUCAGUCAACUCCACCGAUCCAGAAUGGCCUAUCACAGUUGCCAUGGCAUCCCAGGAUGGGGCUCCAUCACACGUUGAUGCUUAUGCUUUUUUUUUUUUUUUUUUUUUUUUUUUUUUUUUUCCGGUUUAGUUUGGACAGUAAUUUGGAACAAUUUCUUAUCCCCCACUGUGUUGGGCUGGCUUCAUUCUGUUCUGUAGGCAGCUGCUUUCCUGAUCAUAUUUGCUUUUUUUUGUUUUGUUUUGUAUUCUGGAGUUGUUGAGGAAUUCUCCAUCACCGCCCUGUCACACCUUGGUAGUGUUUACAUAUGAAUGGCACCAGCAAGGUAAAGACCUCCAUAACCCAGGCUCCCUAUAGGAAAAUAAGCUUUGUUUGUUAAUUACGUAUAUGGAUCCUAUGAUGAUUGUAGCUUAUAGUAUCCUUUAGAAGCCAGUGGUAAAGGUAGACCUGAAAAUUAUUGAUGUAUGAAAUAUGUGGUUGUAUAGGUCUUUAUGUACUCCCUUGAAAGAUCUCCUUUCUAAAACUGAGCAACACAUGUACUGACUCUUCCAAAUACCUUUUUCUGUAAUCUAAUAUAAGUUUGCAAAUUAAAUAUAGAUUGUUUUAA
Myripristis murdjan (pinecone soldierfish) is the source of this 2517-nucleotide messenger RNA. It is a transcript of the gene tfdp1a, whose product is annotated as transcription factor Dp-1, a. Gene Ontology annotation, molecular function: DNA-binding transcription factor activity, RNA polymerase II-specific; RNA polymerase II transcription regulatory region sequence-specific DNA binding. The transcript is spliced from 12 exons. The record is from RefSeq and is a predicted model, not a curated record. Gene Ontology annotation, biological process: regulation of cell cycle; regulation of transcription by RNA polymerase II. Lineage: Eukaryota; Metazoa; Chordata; Actinopteri; Holocentriformes; Holocentridae. Bases 193 to 1434 code for a protein of 413 amino acids. Gene Ontology annotation, cellular component: nucleus; transcription regulator complex.